AUGUAAAAUGAUUUGGAAGCUGUGAAGCUGUCACGGCGGCAAUUAAAUUAGAAACAAAGACACAGCCGCCCUUGCCGUUGGUGUCGCCGCUUCAAUUAUUGCAUUGACGGCAGGUGCAGGUGUAGCCCCAUAAGCACACGCACGCAGGCACACUCACACACACACACACACGCGUGCACUGGAAAAACAUCAGCAACAACAACAAUGGCUGGCACGGCAACCGCAACACCGAUGGAAAUUGACGAAUUCAUAAAUGGAGCGCUCGUCUCUUGGUUGGAAUCAUGCUUGCCACGUGCCGAGCUGCUCGCUGGUUAUACCUCGCUGCUGGAUGGCCACAUAAUACACAGCGUUUGGUUACAAAUUGAUCCGGAACCACAGAACAAUCCCAGCGAACUGCUCAGUGAACUAAGCGGCAAGUCGCUGAGCAUUGCGCGAGCCAAAAACUUUGAGUGCAUUGUACGUAACCUAAAAGCAUUGUUCGAAGAAGAGCUGGGACAGACUAUACUGGUGCUGCCAGAUGCGUAUAUACUGGGCUACUAUCCGGAGAGCAAGCAGGGCUUGGAACAGAUGAAAACUCUGCUAACACUGUUGCUGGGCGCAGCGGUGCAAUGCCCCAACAAAGAGCUUUUCAUAGCGCGCAUUAAGGAACUGGAUCUGGAGACUCAGCAUGGCAUUGUGGCGCUUAUCAAACAGGUGACUGAUAGCCACAGCCUGGUGCUCACCGAGGAUUCAAUAGAGCGUCUUUCGGCCGAGAAUAUGUAUGGACACAUUAUCCGCCUAACCAAGGAGCGUGAUCAAAUGUACUUGAAGUGGAUCGAAACAGUGUGCGUGGAGCCAGAGCUUAGUGCCACUGAUGGUGUCGAAUGCGGGCAAGGUGUUAGUGUUCCCCGUUCACCUUCCAGUGGUACAGCCACCUCGACGCCCUCGUCAUCUUCCAAUUCAGAGAGCAAUCAUUUGGCCGUGGAGUGCGCAGAUCUGAGAUCUAAGAAUCGUAAAUUGCGUCAAGAACUCGAGGAGAAAUCGGAGACUCUGCUGGAGCUACGUGAAGAGCUGGAUGACAAAAAGCAGCGUUUUGAUAAGCUGCGCCAGGAAAGCCAAGAAUGGUUUACUGAGGCAAAACGCGCCUCUGCCUAUCGGGAUGAGGUGGAUAUAUUGCGAGAGCGUGCGGAACGUGCCGAUCGUCUAGAGAUUGAGGUGCAGAAAUAUCGCGAAAAGCUUGGGGAUUCAGACUUUUACAAGUCGCGCGUGGAAGAGCUGCGCGAGGAUAAUCGCGUACUGCUUGAAUCUAAAGAAAUGCUGGAGGAGCAACUACAACGUUCACGCAAACGUUCGGAACAUGCCAUAACCUUGGAGUCGGAAAUCAUCAAGUACAAGCAGAAAUUGAAUGACAUGGCGCUCGAGCGUGAUGUGGAUCGAGCCAAACUAGAAGAGCUUCUCGAAGAGAAUGCUCAACUGCAGCUAGUAGCAAAGAAUCUCAACUGCACUCAGGAAGUCGACAAAUCAUUCUCCGACAAUGAGGACGAGUGCAAUUCAGGUGACAAUAGUUUGUCCGAGCAACUUACGAACAAUGCACAAACACGUGCUCUUAAGCUAGAACUUGAGAAUCGUCGACUGACUGCUGCUUUGGAGCAGUUGAAAGAGAACAGCUUCCAUGAAUCAACCAGCAAAAUGCUAGAGCUUGAAAAAGAGAAGAAGAAGUUGUCGUUGAAAAUUGAACAGAUGCAAGAGAACAUACAAAGAUUGACGCAACAGAAUGUGGAAUUGGAGAGUGUGUUUAAGAACGCAUUGGAAGAGAACAAAAAGCUGCAGGAUGCCGUCGAUAGUCGUCAAAAGAGCUACGAUCGCCAGAGUCUAGAGCGCGAGGCAGAUCGUCAGAAACUCGCGGAUGCCGAACAGUACGUAGAAACACUAAAUAAAGAGAAGCAGCGCAUUCAAACUCUCAAUGAGAGCAUUCAGCGUCGAGCCGAUGAUUUGGAACGCCUCGCAGAAGCCAAAACCAAGGAACUGGAACAGUAUAUUGAGAAAACCCAGCAGUUCGAGCAGACCAAACAGAAGCUUUACGAGAUUGAGGCGAAGGUAUGUACGUACGAGCGCGAGAAUGCCAGCUUGCUGAAAGAGGUGACAAAACUGAAGGAGAGCAGUGAACAAAAGUCUGUACAACUGGACGAGAGCAUCAACAGGCUGGACACCCAAGCCAAAGAUAUAAUGAGGCUCGCCAAAGUACAGGAGGAGGCGGAGCUAGUGCAGCAAAAGCUUGUCGAACUGGAAAAACAGAAUCAAGAGCUGUGCUCGCAGCGCAACAUUGAUCAAGAAAUGAUAAGCACGCUACGCAACGAUCUGGUUAAUGGAACGCUAGUUACCAAGAAGGUGCGCCACAAUCUGGAAAAACUAGGACUGGAUGUCAACGAGGUCGACGGUGAACCGUCUGAUCUAAAUGUAGAGCAUGUUGUGGAGAAGCUGGUGCGCAAUCCAGAAACCUUUAAGACUGUGCGUGAAAUUAUGCUGAAUGUCAAUCGUGAGCAACAGCAAGAGGCGGGCGUCAAGUCGGACAUGUGUGUACUAUGUCAUCGCCAGGAAAUCUUUACAGUGGAGAAAAAUAUCGAACUGUCAGCAACGCCAAAGGUGCCCACAGCGCAGGAGUUGCGCUUCGAGCACAAACUGCAUCUUAGGCCGUCUCGUGACUCGGCUGAAUUAGCACGUCUACAGGACAGUAAUACUCAGUUACAAACGGAGAAUGCGCGAUUAAGUGUAGAUGUGGCAGCAUUAAGCUCCCAAAUUACUUCGCUCAAUACUCAGCAUGUGGCACUGCAAUUGGCCAAUUCUCAGCUGGCCGCCGAAAAGGAUACGCUGUUGAAGGAAAUCGAUGCGCUGCGGCAGGAGCAUAAGCACGCGCUUCAAGAUCAGGUGACAUUGCAGUGCCUGCACGAUCAACUCUCUGCUGAAUAUGAAUCGCUCAACAAGGACAAGGAACAGUUAAAGGCGGCUGUGCGUGAUCUACGCCAAGAGACGCGUGAUGCACGCGAGACUAUCCAAUCGCAGGAGCAGCGCAUCGAGGAACUGGUCGCACAGACCAAUAGCAUGAAAUCCUGCCACGAAGAUCUUGCCAUUCUGCGCACUGAGCACUCCAAGCUGACUGAUGACUUCCGCAAUCUCUUCGCCACUAGCGAUCGAUUCAAGAACGAGUACAAGAAUAUUCAGGAACAAUACAAAAUGAUUCGCGUGGAGCACAGUACUCUUAAAUUACAAAAUACAGAGCUGACUGGUGAGCUGAAUGCCAAACAGGAUCAGGUACGUCUCCUCCAGAUCGAAUACUCAAAGGUCCAGCAGCGUUGCGAGAUGCUAAUACAAAACAAUGCGGACUUGGACUCGGAGCGCAAGGCCUUAAUGGACAAUGUGUCACAGCUGCUGUCACAAUACCAAGAAUUGCUGGCCAUUUCAUUGGAGGACAAGAAGCACUUUCACGAAGAGGAAAAGAACUACACAGAACGAGUGCACAGCCUAAAGCGUCAAAAGGAAAAACUGGAGGAGAAGAUAAUGGAGCACUAUAAGAAAUCGGAGACCACAGUGCAAAAGAAAAAACCUUUUGCCAGCAGCCUCGUUAGGCGUGUAAAGAAGGCCAGCUCCGAUUUGAUGAACAAGGUGCCAAGUCGGAAUCGCCGUUCGUGGGUUGAUGAUGCUCGCACCAAUUCACAGUUUGUCAUUGGCUCUGAAUCGGGGGGCAAUGAAUCGGAUAAUAGCAACGAGGAGCCACUAUCCAUUGCAUCCGAUACGCAUCUGUUACAGCGUAACAUGCCAUUGCGACAGAGCCUGCAGCGGGAUUUGCUGGAUAGCUCCAUACAACGCGGUGGCACUGUGCGAAGUAGCCUGCAAGCACAGAAACGUACGGAUUUGAGUAAUUCACGUAGAAAUAGCGUGCACGGCAGACUCGAACCGCCAGACGUAACCGGCAGCAGCUUAACUCUGGGCACUGCUGGCUCGCGACGCACCGUUUAUUUGAUCGACGAGAAGCUGCCUGAUGGCUCCAGCGCCGCGGCUCAACAGCCACAGGCAAGUUCAACGCCAAGCAACAAUGCUACUUCAGCGGCUGCUGCCACCACUGGAGCUGAGCCGCAAACACCACUAAAGAGCGACAAUCAGCCAGCCACGUUUCUCAUGUACAAUCGCAUCAAUACAACCAUUGGCACCACCAACGACCAGAGCCCACUCUUACAGGCCUCGGGCAGCGGCGGCAGCGUUGCCGGCAGCACCAACCAGGACGAUAAAACACUGCGCAAAAGAAACGAAGAUAAAAGCAAUAGCAUCUGGUAUGAAUACGGCUGCGUUUAGAGCUUCUCGAAUAGAAACACACAAUGAAACAUACAGAUAAACAAAAACAAACUGCAUUUGCUGACGACGAAGUAUUAUUUCGUUUUAGAAAGUAACGAAUUUAUGCCUUAGCUUAACAGAAGAGAAAUUUACUAAGUGCUUCUUAUAAUGCUAUGAUUUGCCUUAAGCUACAUACAAACAGGUCUGCAAUUUAAUACGUAGCAUCUAUAAUUAUAUAUAUGUUGUGUUUUACAUUUAGACAUAGUUUAGAUAAUAGUUAUACAAUUUAUACGUAUAUAUAUACGAAGACUAAACGGCAACUGUGCGAAUUCAAAACUAUCUUUUAGCAUAAAUUAUACACACAUACACAUUUAUCUAUGUACUUAUAUGUACGUGUAUACCAAUACCGAAAUGUAUGUCCAUAUUACGUCCGCAAGAUGAACUAUCAUUGUAUUUAUUAUGCAUUUCAUACAUUAAAAACUAAAACACUCUAAUAUAUUCCUACACAUUUUGUAUACUAUACAGCUAAUAGCUAACGAAUGCGCCUUCAAUUUGUGAAUACAAUUAUAUAUAUAUUUUUGUAAGACUAAAAGUAAUGUUUAAGCGGUAAUAACUAAACACAAAGUAAACGUUAUAAUUCUUUAAUUUAUUGACAAUUACCUAAAUACGCAAUAAACCACAAGCAUAAGGUUAUA
Drosophila navojoa is the source of this 5000-nucleotide messenger RNA. It is a transcript of the gene Girdin, whose product is annotated as protein girdin. NCBI's taxonomy places the organism in Eukaryota, Metazoa, Arthropoda, Insecta, Diptera, Drosophilidae. Gene Ontology annotation, cellular component: centrosome; cytoplasm. Gene Ontology annotation, biological process: cytoskeleton-dependent intracellular transport; cytoplasmic microtubule organization. Gene Ontology annotation, molecular function: dynein light intermediate chain binding; microtubule binding. The record is from RefSeq and is a predicted model, not a curated record.